Sinocyclocheilus anshuiensis is the source of this 2702-nucleotide messenger RNA. RefSeq names its product potassium voltage-gated channel subfamily C member 1-like. Gene Ontology annotation, biological process: protein homooligomerization; potassium ion transmembrane transport; action potential. Gene Ontology annotation, molecular function: protein binding; delayed rectifier potassium channel activity. The transcript is spliced from 6 exons. NCBI's taxonomy places the organism in Eukaryota, Metazoa, Chordata, Actinopteri, Cypriniformes, Cyprinidae. The record is from RefSeq and is a predicted model, not a curated record. Gene Ontology annotation, cellular component: postsynaptic membrane; dendrite membrane; voltage-gated potassium channel complex. The coding region runs from base 714 to 2657 and encodes 647 amino acids.
UAAUACAGAAAAGUAGAGUAUAAAAAUGAAAAUAAAUGCAUUUUCCCAGACCUAGUCUCAGUUUUUAUACGCAUAAAAAUAUUUCAUAUUAUUACAGUCUGUGACCGUCAGUUGCUUUCUUUACAUCUUUUUGUAUGAAGCGCCGACCGCGCCACGUCACAAUCACCUACCGAACUCGCGUGAGUCCUCCCACCGCCCACGCGUGACAUCCGAAAGAAAAAAAAAUGAAAUAAAUAACGUUACAUGAGCAAGGUGCAGUUCCGCCAGGAGCCGUGAGUGUGUGUGCGCGCGUGAAUGUGUGUGUGGCGUCUGUCUGAAACGUGAACCGCUUGCGUUAGACAUUCAAAACGGGGGAAAUAUCAGCACCACCAUCCUCACCAUCUUCAUCAUCCUCCUUCUGUUCCGCGCGGAAAACCUGUGCGCGCGCCAGCUAAAUUAAAUUAGAGUGGUGAAAUUAUUUGUGCGAGCUGCCUAUGAAGGGGAGGAAGGUGUGACACAGACACUACAGAGUGUGUGUUGUGGUUUGCAUUAGUGUUAAUGCUCUUACUUACUACUCUCUUAAUAAUCAGCCGUGCAAAACUGGAGCAUACAUGUCGUGAUCCGAGAAAAGCAUCGGGUUAUUCUUAUGGAUUAACAUAUGAUCUGAAUUCAACCCAGGUCGAACCGCUCCUCUCUCCUCCCCUCUCCGUUUUUUCUCCUCCUCUUCCUUCCCUAUGCUCAGUUCGGUGUGUGUCUCCUCAUUCAAAGGGCGCAAGGGUGGGAACAAGUCGUCCAACAAAGCAUGUUACAGCGCCGACAUGACUUGCCCGUCGGAAAGCGAGAAAAUCGUCAUCAACUGCGGCGGCGUGAGGCACGAGACGUACCGGAGCACCCUGAAGACGCUGCCCGGGACGCGUCUGUCGUGGCUCACUGAGCCGGACGCCUUCAGCAACUUCGACUACGACCCGAAGUCCGACGAGUUCUUCUUCGACCGGCACCCGUCCGUCUUCUCGUUCAUCCUCAACUACUACCGGACGGGCAAGUUGCACUGCCCCAACGACGUGUGCGGCCCGCUGUUCGAGGAAGAGCUCGCCUUCUGGGGCAUCGACGAGACCGACGUGGAGGCGUGCUGCUGGAUGAACUACCGGCAGCACCGGGACGCGGAGGAGGCGCUGGACAGCUUCGAGACGCCCGAGCCGGAGGUGCCGGAGGACGACCCGGCGCUCGCGGGGGACGGAGACCUGAAGCGGCUCUGCCUGCAGGAGGACGGCAGGAAAGUGGGCUGGUGGCGCGUGUGGCAACCCCGGAUCUGGGCGCUCUUAGAGGACCCCUAUUCGUCCAAAUACGCGCGGUAUGUGGCAUGCGGAUCCCUUCUGUUCAUCCUCAUCUCCAUUUCCACCUUCUGCAUGGAGACGCACGAAGCGUUCAACACCAUCUACAACAAAACGGAGAACGUGACUGAGGGGAACGUGACGAGAGAGGAGAUCGUGUACGAGGUGGUGACGGACAGAUGGCUGAUGUAUGUGGAGGGAAUGUGCGUGAUCUGGUUCACCAUCGAGGUGUUCACGCGCAUUGUCUUCUGUCCCGACAAGGCCGAGUUCUUCAAGAGCAUGCUGAACAUCAUUGACUUUGUGGCGAUCCUGCCUUUCUACCUAGAGGUCAGUCUGAGCGGACUCUCCUCCAAAGCGGCGAAAGACGUGUUGGGCUUCCUGCGAGUGGUGCGCUUCGUCCGAAUCCUGCGCAUCUUCAAGCUGACGCGCCACUUCGUGGGUCUCAGGGUUCUCGGACACACGCUUCGCGCAAGUACUAAUGAGUUCCUCCUGCUCAUCAUCUUCCUCGCUCUCGGCGUCCUCAUCUUCGCCACCAUGAUCUACUACGCCGAGAGGAUAGGAGCCAGUCCGGACGACCCUACGGCGAGCGCGCACACCAACUUCAAGAACAUCCCCAUUGGUUUCUGGUGGGCUGUGGUGACCAUGACCACCUUAGGUUAUGGAGAUAUGUAUCCGGAGACGUGGUCGGGCAUGUUGGUGGGGGCGCUGUGUGCCCUCGCGGGGGUGCUGACUAUUGCCAUGCCCGUGCCCGUCAUUGUUGAAAAUUUCGGCAUGUAUUACUCUCUGGCCAUGGCCAAGCAGAAGCUGCCCAAAAAGAAGAACAAACACAUCCCGCGAGCCCCGCAACCCGGCUCACCCAAUUACUGCAAGCCGGAUGCCCUCGCCAUGGCGACGGCCUCACCCCAGAGGAUCCUGGGUAACGUGCUGGGCGGCGUGCUGGGCUCGAGCGGGAUGGCGGGGGACUGUCCUUUAGCUCAGGAGGAGAUCAUAGAGAUUAACAGAGGUGAGAGACUGAAGGGAGCUGUAGCCAGCGCCGCUCUAGCAAACGAGGACUGUCCAACAAUCGAUCAGGUUCUUAGUCCGAACGAGCGCAGCCCGGUGGGCCGAACACAGGAAUGCUACCAGCAGGACAGAGCCUGCUUCCUCCUCAACACGCGAGAGUUUCGACCCACGGAUGGGAAUGUGCGGAAAGCCACGGGUUACGAGAAAUCUCGCAGCCUGAACAACAUAUCAGGAAUGGCGGGGUCGUCCCUGCGUUUGACCCCCAUCACCAGCACGCCCUAUGAUCCUUACGAGGCCCCGGGACCCCUCCGCCUCUGCCGCUCACCCAUUCCCUCCAUUUUGUAGCAGAAAAAGCGGAAAGAGUGACAGAACGACUCAGGAAAGGAGGAG